GACGGUCACGUGCCGGAGAGAAGCUCCACCAUGAGACGAGGUGGAUGGAGGAGGCGAGCUGAAAAUGAUGGCUGGGAAAAAUGGGGUGGGUAUAUGGCUGCCAAGGUCCAGAAAUUGGAGGAACAAUUUCGAUCAGAUGCUACUAUACAGAAGGAUGGAACUUCAUCUACGAUUUUUAGUGGAGUUGCCAUUUACGUUAAUGGAUAUACAGUUGAAAAUGUUAAUAGCUCUAAUGUGUGUGAAUCAGGAUUUUCUCACUACUAUGCUGAAAGGCAAAAUGGUAACAGCUUAUUUUCCCCAAGUAUUGAACUCUUAGUGUUACUUUUUUGUUUCAGCAUCAAAGCUGGACGACUGCUGUCCUGCAUUCCCUAUCAGCUGUACAGCAAGCAGUCCAACAUGCAGAAAGGUCUCAACUUUAAUCCUGCGUGCAAAGCUGAGGAACCUGGGCCAGGUCCAAGCAGUGUAGCCAAACAGCUCAACAACGGGGUAAAUCACAUAAUUAAGAAGAUUGAGACAGAAAAUGAAGUCAAAGUCAAUGGAAUGAACAGUUGGAAUGAAGAAGAUGCAGAUAAUGAUUUUAGUUUUACGGAGCUGGAGCAGAUCUUUCCAGGAAGGAAACAAAACGGAAUUCCGCAUCACAGAGACAGCACUGCCAUUUUUAAUGGACACACUCCUAGCUCUAAUGGUGCCUUAAAGACGCAGGAUUGCUUGGUGCCCAUGGGCCACAGUGUUGCCAGCAGGCUUUCUCCAGACUUCGCCCAGGAGGAGGAGCAGGCCGAGAAGAGCAGCACUGACUUCAGAGACUGCGUUGUGCAGCAGUCGCAACAAAGCACUAGAAACACAGAUGCCGUGCGGAAUCCACACAGAACUAAUUCCUUCUCCUUAUCAUCUUUGCACAGUAACACUAAAAUAAAUGGUGCUCACCACUCCGCUGUUCAGGGGCCUUCAAGCACAAAAAGCACUUCUUCAGUACCUACUCUUAGCAAGGCAGCACCUUCAGUGCCAUCUAAACCCUCAGAUUGCAAUUUUAUUUCAGACUUCUAUUCCCGCUCAAGACUUCAUCACAUAUCAAUGUGGAAGUGUGAAUUGACUGAGUUUGUCAAUACCCUACAAAGACAAAGUAGUGGUAUCUUCCCAGGAAGGGAAAAGUUAAAAAAAAUGAAAACAGGCAGGUCUGCACUUGUUGUAACUGACACAGGAAAUAUGUCAGUAUUGAGUUCACCCAGGCAUCAGAGCUGUAUAAUGCAUGUUGAUAUGGAUUGCUUCUUUGUAUCAGUGGGUAUACGAAAUAGACCAGAUCUCAAAGGAAAACCAGUGGCUGUUACAAGUAACAGAGGCACAGGAAGGGCACCUUUACGUCCCGGCGCUAACCCCCAGUUGGAGUGGCAGUAUUACCAGAAUAAAAUCCUGAAAGGCAAAGCAGCAGAGAUACCAGAUUCAUCAUUGUGGGAGAACCAAGAUUCUGCACAAGCAAAUGGGAUUGAUUCUGUUUUGUCAAAGGCUGAAAUUGCCUCUUGUAGUUACGAAGCCAGGUAUGUGGAAAUUAAGUGUGUUGUAAUCCUUAUAAAUAGUUAA
This is a messenger RNA of Leptonychotes weddellii (Weddell seal), 1575 nucleotides long. The record is from RefSeq and is a predicted model, not a curated record. Lineage: Eukaryota; Metazoa; Chordata; Mammalia; Carnivora; Phocidae.